AUGGGGGUGCGCGGGGAUGUCUGGCUGGAACGCGAUGAAAAGUUCAAGGAAGCCAUUGAAUGGGUUGAAGGUCACAUGCAAGACAUGGCAGACAAAGCAUGCUCCAAGUUGAGCCAGAAGCUGAUGGAAAACUUUAGGACUCUCAUAACAGCAAAAACUUCAUGGAAGAGUCCCCUUAUAGUUAGUAAGCUUCUGCCCAUCUUCCUUCUUUUAAGAAAUAAUCAGAGUAAGAUCGAAAAGCCUUACUAUCAGAGCAUAAAAGCUAGCAAAAGAGCUGGGAAUAUCUCGUAUGGCUCCAAAGAUCAUAGAGUAGGGGUUAGACUCCUAAAAAGCUCUUGGUCAUAUUUGACACACAAUGUCAACAUAACCUUAGAUAUUUCUAAUACUGGAAAAGUGUUUCCAGAUCAGACGCUAAUCUUCGCGAAUUCUCGAGAAAUACAGUUUGCCGCCACACGGAUUGAUUGGAAGGAGACGCCGGAAGGCCACGUGUUCAAAGCUGAUCUUCCCGGACUGAAGAAGGAGGAUGUGAAGGUUGAAGUUGAGGAAGGGAACAUCCUGCAGAUUAGUGGAGAGAGGAACAGGGAGAUGGAGGAGAAGAAUGACAGCUGGCACCGCAUGGAGAGGAGCUCCGGAAAAUUCCUUCGCCGGUUNUGA
Molecule: messenger RNA, 654 nt
Organism: Fraxinus pennsylvanica
Lineage: Eukaryota; Viridiplantae; Streptophyta; Magnoliopsida; Lamiales; Oleaceae
Source: the annotation of a GenBank genome assembly